AUGCUCAACUUCAUCACCGACCAGGUGACGGGAAAUCAUGAGAGCGAUCAUGAAGGAGGAGGUCAUUGCAACCCAUGUUGCUCGAUUUGUAUGGGGAUCUUGCUCAUCAUCAUUGCUCCUUAUGUCAUUUGGAACACAGAAGGUGACUAUGUGAAGACUAUGAGGGCCCUGGAUGCUGCGGGGAAGACGGCUGUAGAGCCAUGUCCCUACAAUGACGCUGGCUCGUGUGCAAACUGCAAGUUGGACACAUUGAAAGAGCAGCAGCUGGUGUUCCUGGCUUGUGACUUCGAGAACAUGAAGACCCUCUCCAACCUGCAGAAGGAUGGCUUUGGGUUAAGUGCAUUGGCACCCAUGGUGAAUGGCGUGGAGAAGGCGGUGAAAUUCAGCUGGAGUGCUGAGAUGUAUCAGUGGAAGCAGACGAGCAAAGACCCGAUUAAACUUCAGAUGGAUGUGAUGGACUGCACUGCCGCUGGAACGCUGGACGAUGACAGCGACCCGGAUCAAACCAAGCGGAGGCAGUUGUGCUGUGCCGGGCCCUCCACGCCUGGCCGUAAAAAGUUCAAGGCGGAAUACUAUGGAGCCACCAAAACGUGUCAGCCCUACAAGGGAGCCACAGGCAACCAGGAGACAGCCAGCAGCUUCGCCAUUUCAGCGGAGGAUGACUUGGAGGAUGACUUGGAGAAGGGCGUCGAAGAGUUCGAGGAGAUUUCAGCAGAGGAGUCACCCGGAGAGGUGACCAAGGAUAUGUUGAACACGUCCUCCAGCAGGGUGGAAAGCAUCUCGGUGCGCCGUGCCAGUGAUGUGGGCCGUGUCGGUUUGCUGCGCAAAGGAGGCAGCAGCGACUCGCGCCGCCGCAGGACCAGCUUCACCUGCGAGUUUCCGUGCUACCAUUGGGACCAAGACUGGUUCAGCGAGGCCGCCACUGAUCCCAAGACUUGGUCACCAACACCAACCUUCAUCUCGCAGGUUGGAUGGCUGAAAGGUGCUCCUGCCAAGAACCUCAAUCUUCCAUACAAUGACGCCACGAGCUUCAUCUCGGACGUGACGAUCGGCGGCAUUGAGAUCGGCACCUUCGAUCCGAUCAGCGGCGCCCUGGGGUCAACCACUGCCAGGCUGAGCCAAACCGGUGCGUCGCAAGGCGAGGAUUUGUCGACUGCAGUGGCGCAGAAAGAGACCUGGGAUGGAGUGAAUGUCACCACCUACACGCGUGAUGUGGAGUGGACGGCCAAGGAGGCCUUCAUCGGGGCCAAGACCAAUUGCUUGGUGAGUCGUCGAGCUGCGACCUACCAACCCGGGGAUUUGAGGAUGUGCUUCCAGCGCUCCACCCUCAGCAAGGUGUCGGUCAUUGCGGCGGUGACCAAGACAGCGGCAGGGGGAUAUUCACUGGUCGUGUCCAAAGACCACCUGCGGGCCAAGACGAAGCUUCGAUCAUCCGCCGAGGGCUAUCGAAUGCGGGCGGACUGGAGCUUGUUGGUUCUUUCCACCUUCACCCUCUGA
This is a messenger RNA of Durusdinium trenchii, 1497 nucleotides long. Lineage: Eukaryota; Dinophyceae; Suessiales; Symbiodiniaceae. The record is from the annotation of a GenBank genome assembly.